AUGACUGGCGAGGCUGGAAAUUCUGACGGUGCCGUGUCGACAUCUCCCUUUUCCAAGUCAGAGGAAGGACUUGCGGAUGUUGAUCACCACGAAGGAGCUAUGAAAGAGACCGCCCAUGAAGCGGCGGAAGAUGAUAUGGCCGGUCUCUCGUGGGCGUUUGAUGCUGCGGCCGAAAUCCGGCUACGCCGAAAAAUCGAUCUUUACAUUGUCCCAACAGUCGCCAUCCUAUACCUAUUUUGCUUCAUUGAUAGAGCCAAUAUUGGCGGGUCUCUUUUCGAUUCCUAUGCCGUUCAUACGCUAAUCGAUGCCUCUCCAGGAAAUGCAAGACUCGCAGGAUUUGAGCAAGACCUGGGUCUUAGCGGUUACGACUACAACCAGGCUCUGUCGGUCUUCUAUAUCUCAUAUAUUAUCUUUGAGAUACCAUCCAAUAUCGCAUGUAAAUGGAUAGGUCCAGGAUGGUUUCUCCCUGCUCUCACCCUCGGCUUCGGGAUCGCUACUGUAGCGUUUGCAUUUGUGGAGACAUUGGAAGCAGCAUGUGGUGUACGAUUUAUCCUCGAGGCGGGCAUGCUCCCGGGAAUUGCAUAUUAUAUGUCUCGAUGUUUCGGCGAUCGACAUCGCUGGCAGAUGAUUUUCGCCCUCGAGGGCAUCGUCACCAUCUUCCUCGCUCUAGUGUCAUUCUUCACUCUUACUGAUCGGCCCGAGACGGCACGCUGGCUCAUUCAAGAGGAAAAGGAGCUGGCAAUCUCGCGUGUCAAGUCCGAACGAGUAGGCGCAACGGAGGUCCUGGAUAAGUUCAACUCGAAAAAGGCCUGGAGAGGAAUCUGGAAUCCGGUCACCGCUGCAAGCUCUUUCGUGUUUUUACUGGGCAACGUCACGGUUCAAGGACUCGCCUUCUUUCUUCCUACUGUCGUCCGCACCAUUUAUCCAGACCGCACAGUUGUGUCCAAUCAGCUGCAUACGGCGCCGCCAUAUAUUGUUGGAGGAUUCUUUAUUCUUCUGGUCAACUUCACGAGUUGGAGAUUUGAUCGUCGAAGAAGGUAG
This is a messenger RNA of Rhinocladiella mackenziei CBS 650.93, 1041 nucleotides long. RefSeq lists its product as uncharacterized. Gene Ontology annotation, cellular component: membrane. Gene Ontology annotation, molecular function: transmembrane transporter activity. The transcript has 3 exons. The record is from RefSeq and is a predicted model, not a curated record. Lineage: Eukaryota; Fungi; Ascomycota; Eurotiomycetes; Chaetothyriales; Herpotrichiellaceae. Bases 1 to 1041 code for a protein of 346 amino acids.